CCUAAUUCCUCUUCUGUUAUUGCAUCAUCAUUUUUAUUCUCAUUCUGAUUCACAUCCGCACAGUUUAUGACAUGGAGUCGAUCCCUUCUUCCUUUGACCAUGUUUUUUCCAUCCCAGAACUGGCAACUCAUGUUGGUCAGUAUUUGCGACCCUUUGAGCUGAGAACGCUGUCCCUCCUCUCUAGGACCCUCUUCAACACCUUUAGACCAUCACUACGACUCUCAAUCUCAUCCUUGACAUUUACUUCCUCUUCAGGCGAAAUAAACAAUAUCCGAUCGACAUCGAUCUUUUGCCCUCAAGAUAUCAGUUCCUUAGCACCCCGCACUCGAGCAUUGAAAUUGGAUCUUCAUCAUGAAGAUGACUGCCCUAAACAAACGGCUCUACUAGAUACAGUCUUCAGACACUGGGGAAGCACCGAACAGAGGAGACACCUUUCUUCACUCCAUAUUGAGUAUUGGGGCAAUGAAAGCAGUGUUCUACAUAAAGUCAUAGUCAAUAUUCCGAUGAUCCAAGAUCUAUCCGUUACAUUCAUGGCUGCUAUGGAGGUUAAUGUGCUGCCAAAUACUCUCAUUGAUUUAAGUAAAACAAUGGGUCCACUGGCUUUAAAAACGCUUAUACUCGAAAGCAGAAUCCAGAAUAGAAGCAAGUAUAUAGGCUGGUCAGCAUUCACACGUAUGUUACAAGCGUGUCCAGAUCUUCAGGAACUCAAUUUCAAGAAUAUCCCAUUUGCUGCUGUUGAUAUGCGUGGUGACAUUGAGAACGACGAUGUUAUUGAUGAGGACAACAGUGAAAACGCUGAUAUUCAUAACAUUAAAAAUAUGGAUUUGAAGCCCCAGUUCAUGACAGUUACGCGAUCUUUCCCGUCUAUGAAUAGUCUAAAGUUUUGGAGCUGUACUAUCACCAUGAAGCAAAUCGUUAGUAUGGAUAAACUCUUCCCAAGGCUUCAAAAACUAGAAGUGAGGAGCAAUACCGAGGCAUGGACUGAGGCUCUGACUAAGCACGCUGCUAUCCGUUCUACAACAACCCCAAGCACCAGCACAAAUUUCAAUAUAAAGCAGGCUAUUUUUCAAGAGCUGAAAAGUCUUACAAUUUGGAUUGAGCAUCAAAGUGGUCGCAUACGACUCAUGGAUCUCGUUCAAGGUCGGCCCUAUCUAACAAGCCUCAGAACCGAUCUGCUGCCGACGCUCAGGAAUGGCCUCCUGGAGUUUGCAGAGUAUUGUUCCAGUUUAAAUAAUCCUAGUCCUGGUUCAACCACAGAGACCACGGAUACUUCAUCGCCUUAUCCUGUUGCCAAUGCGGCAACUAAUGUAAGACAUAAGUUCAAGCGUCUAGCCAUCCAGACUUACGCAAGCCCACCCAUGUCAACUGAGGCUUUAGAGAGGUUUUACGGAGCUUCAUGUUUCCAGGAAUUGGAGUAUAUUUUUAUACAGGCUCGACCCUUGACGAUGAAUCUAUUCCCAUUUGCAAGAACCCUCAAAAGCCUCGAGCUCGGAGGACAUCAUGCCCCAAUGAAUGAUAUUGAGUGUACCACCCUGAACGAGAUCCUACAACGACUACCUGCACUUGAAAACUUAAGGAUCGAACGAUAUCUGGAGAACUAUAGCUUAUUUUCAGGGUUGGGGUUCAAUGAUGGACCAUUUCUUCAUGAACUCAAAGUUUACAUUUAUCAUAAGGCAGGAAAUGCUGUUAUACCUCAAAAUGAAAAGAUGGAGGUAUUUGAUUUGGACUUACUUGAGCGGCAGGUGUUAGAGAGAUUCAGAUUAUUGGAAAGAUUGAAGCUCGGCGUCCAUCGUUCUUUGAGUUUACCAGAGCCCGAUGUUCUUAAGCAAUGGAGAGGAACCCUCUGGGAGAAGCGUGGUUGCAAAAUACCGCAAAUUGACUUUGUGGUCCGAUACGAUGCCAUCUGAAUGAAUCCAGUUGAUCACAGAUAAACCAUAAUUACAC
This is a messenger RNA of Lobosporangium transversale, 1944 nucleotides long. RefSeq lists its product as hypothetical. NCBI's taxonomy places the organism in Eukaryota, Fungi, Mortierellomycota, Mortierellomycetes, Mortierellales, Mortierellaceae. The transcript is spliced from 2 exons. The record is from RefSeq and is a predicted model, not a curated record. Bases 72 to 1907 code for a protein of 611 amino acids.